Molecule: messenger RNA, 1680 nt
Organism: Psylliodes chrysocephalus
Lineage: Eukaryota; Metazoa; Arthropoda; Insecta; Coleoptera; Chrysomelidae
Source: the annotation of a GenBank genome assembly
AUGAUUCGCGGCGGGUUAAAAUGGAAAGAACGGGUGGUUGUCGGUUUGUGCGUUGCCGUGGUGUUGUUCACUUUGUUGGUCCUUGUGGAUGUUCAAAUGGAUCUUGGGUUCGCGACGAGACCCGCUUUAGUGGCGAGUCACGGACGUGUUAAGUUUGAUAUGCCCGAAGAAAGACCCGAAAGUGUUUAUAACAGAUUCAAGAAGAGGUUGUUGCAGAAGAACCAGAGCGGUGUCAGUGCGAACGUGUCCAAAGAAAGUCUUCCGAACGAGCCAUCAGCCUUUAAGCACAUCCAAUACGGCUCUACGGGCAAUCAAGACGAAGCGCUCCUGAACUCGAACAGUCAAAAAGGUGGUGGUAAACCGUCCGGUCAGCAUGAACAUCAGCAUGACGAUUUCACCGACAUCGUUGACUACAUCAUGUUGGACGAACCGGAAAGGGACAAAUUUAGGAAUUCAAUGGACAAACGUCAGCCUGUCAUUUACGAUGAGAAAUUUAAGGACAAGAAUAAAAACAAAAAGGAGCUUCCUACUAUUGGGAAAAUAAAGAAGAUGACAAUUGAAAAGAACUCCACCGAUCUAGAGAAAUUCCACUACUACAUCGCUCAAAAUGAAUUAUACCCUGAAGACAGUCCCUAUGUAGAUAAAAUUCUUUAUGAAAUGGCUAGUGAACCAAUUGUACACGUCUCUUUAUCCGAAUCCAGAUUUAAAAUUUACGUACGAGAAAUAUUUGGUGGCGGUGCUCAAAAGACAGGCGGAACUCAAUUGAAACUCAUUAUUGAGUAUGGCAAUGGAAUGAAUUCUCUCUUCAAGCCAAUGAGAUUUCCUAGGCAGCAACAAACUCUGCCCAAUCACUUUUACUUUACUGAUUAUGAGCGACAUAACGCUGAAAUCGCUGCAUUCCAUUUAGACAGGCUCAUGGGUUUCCGACGUGCCAUGCCUGUUACUGGCCGUUUGCUCAACAUGACAACAGAACUGUACGAAAAAACGGAAGGUGACCUCUUGAACACAUUCUUUGUUUCGCCCAGCGACAAUCUGUGUUUUCAUGGAAAAUGCUCGUAUUACUGCGACACCUCGCAUGCCAUUUGCGGAAAUCCUGAUACACUCGAGGGAAGUUUUGCGGCUUUUUUACCAUCUUCUAAACUUGCUCCUACAAAGAUAUGGAGGCAUCCAUGGAGGCGAUCGUACCACAAGCGAAGGAAAGCACAAUGGGAGACAGAUCCCAACUAUUGCCAACUUGUUAAAGAGAUCCAUCCCUAUAAUAAGGGUAGACGUUUGUAUGAUAUAAUGGAUAUGUCUGUCUUUGAUUUCCUUAUUGGCAAUAUGGACAGGCAUCAUUACGAAACUUUCAGGUUAUUUGGAAAUGACACCUUUACACUACAUCUAGAUCAUGGUAGAGGUUUUGGAAAGCCAUACCAUGACGAAUUGACUAUAUUAGCACCUGUACUUCAAUGUUGUUUGAUGAGGCAAUCUACAUUAGAGACUUUAUUAAGGUUUCACAAUGGCCCAAUUAAACUUAGCGAAGCCAUGCGCCAAAGUAUGAGCUCAGAUCCCAUCAAUCCGAUACUCUGGGAGCCUCAUCUAGUAGCCUUAGAUCGUAGAGUAGAAAUUAUCCUGAGAGGAAUGAGAGACUGCAUAAUGAAAGGCGAAAAUCCAAAUUCGAUAAUCGAAAAUGAGACGUAG